Penicillium waksmanii is the source of this 1686-nucleotide messenger RNA. It is a transcript of the gene PIG-S, whose product is annotated as GPI-anchored transamidase GPI17. NCBI's taxonomy places the organism in Eukaryota, Fungi, Ascomycota, Eurotiomycetes, Eurotiales, Aspergillaceae. The record is from RefSeq and is a predicted model, not a curated record. Gene Ontology annotation, biological process: attachment of GPI anchor to protein. The transcript is spliced from 3 exons. The coding region runs from base 1 to 1686 and encodes 561 amino acids. Gene Ontology annotation, cellular component: GPI-anchor transamidase complex.
AUGACCGCCAAAUCUGGAGACCCCGUGUCUCCUCCGGCUGAGGCCUCCACUCCCUCCAAGUCCACCCAGCGCGUCCCCGCCCCCGAAUCCCCCCCAGGCUAUCCAAACACGAUUCCGACCUUCUGGGCAGUCAUCAUCUUUCUGGGCUUUCCGAUAUGGUGGCAGACUACUUCGAUCUACCGGGCGCAUCUCCCCAUUCAAGAGAUGGUCGAUUGGGCCGAUGGCAAGACAUGUCGCCCCGUCUAUCCCCUUGAGAUUCAAGUCGUCGCACCUUCAUUACAGCUGCCCGAGUCUCAACAUCUACUCCGAACCACCCAGCAUACUCUUGACGAUCUGAACGAGUUCGCCGCUCACCAUCUCCGGCUCAAGUUGGCCAACGAUACCAACGGUUCGCCUCCACGCACAGGCAACGAUGGGGUCCACACUUCGGAUAGUACCCCAGAACAUGCGGCAGAUAUCGCAUUGACAGUCCACGUGCGUCCCGAGGAAGGCCUCGUCGCUCCGAGAUCAGAGCUCCAGCCGCACACCUCCCAGCUGGACGUCUUCUACCCAGCAAGCCAAAUCCCAAGUCCCUCGACCUCCAACCCACCUCUGUCAAUAUUUAUCGCACAGGAGUUACAGCGCCUCUACGGCGAAGAGAAAGCAACCAUCGCGCACAUCUUGUCGGGAGAAACAGCCGGUCUGGAUUCAGCGUCCCCCGAGCUCACAGAGAGUAUCAGUAGACGUCUGCGACGAUCCAUGAAAUACGCAGAAACGUACCACCUCUCCUUCUCCCUCUUUACGCCCGGAUCUGCGCCAUCCUCGUGGGAUAUCGAGGCCGCUAUCCAGGAAUACCUCGCCCCGCUCCUCGACGCCUUUGCACCCAUCAGCAACUUCACAAUCGAUACCCAGGUGCAACUCUACGCCACCUUCUCCCCGAUGACCCCGGACCCAAUCUACGACGAGGCCGAAGCAGCAUGGACUCUGAAGAAAGAGGAUCUGAGCGCAUUCAUCAAUGCCGCAGAGUGGCCAUUGAACCCGAGCAUCGGCAGCGGACCAACCCUCAACUUCAUUCUCUACGUCCCCGACCCAUCGCAGUCACCCAUGAUCGUCAAAGAGAAUCGCGCCUCGAGCUGGAUUGUCCCACAAUGGGGUGGCGUGUUUCUGCUCAACCCGCCACUCGCAAAAGGCCAAACUAGUAAUCCUGCCUACCUUGAACAAGAUUCGCUGCAGUCGGCCUUCAAGACCUUCUCCCAUCAACUUCUCACCCUCCUCGGAACACCGAGCACCCCUUCCUCCCUUCCCCUCCGUCUGCAGACCCUCAUCCGCGUCCGCGCUGCGUCUCUCCUUCUUUCAGCCUCGUCGACCAUGGGCUCGCUCGCCCGUUUGACAGAAUCUCUCCCCUCCAUCCCCAUCCCUGCAAACGUGGCAUCCUCCGUUUCCACGACCCUAUCGCAUCUAUCCGCUACAUGCUCUCAUCUCCGCGAGGGUCGCUUCAAUGCCGCUCUCGCUAGUGCCCGGGUCGCGGAGAACGAGGCCGAACGCAGUUUCUUUGAGAAGACUAUGGUUGGUCAGGUUUAUUUCCCGGAUGAGCAUAAGGUCGCUGUUUACCUGCCUUUGUUGGGACCUGUUGGUGUUCCGCUAGUGGUUGGUUUGAUUAAGGAGGUUAAGCGACUUGUUGCGGCGCGGAAGGCGAGGCGUGCGUAG